Kuraishia capsulata CBS 1993 is the source of this 1437-nucleotide messenger RNA. RefSeq lists its product as uncharacterized. The coding region runs from base 1 to 1437 and encodes 478 amino acids. Gene Ontology annotation, cellular component: mitochondrial matrix. The record is from RefSeq and is a predicted model, not a curated record. Gene Ontology annotation, molecular function: protein binding. NCBI's taxonomy places the organism in Eukaryota, Fungi, Ascomycota, Pichiomycetes, Pichiales, Pichiaceae. The transcript has a single exon.
AUGAUCCCAUUACUACUGAAUAGAAGACUAGCUACAGCUGGUUCGAGCUUUGUUCGCCGGAUUUCGCAGACCUCUGGUUUAAUCAAGCUGGAAUCGAAGUCGUUAUUACUCAUCAGCGGUUCGGACUCCACCAAGUUCUUGAAUGGUUUGACAACCUCGAAAUUACUACCUACUUUUGUCAAGAAGAACCAAUACACAAUAAGUCCUGAUGAGGAGGAAACCUCGCUGUGGUUGAAAGAGAAGUUGAAACUUACCGAGGAGGAGAUCUCUAGUAAAAACUGGGGGAUACUUCAUGAGGACUCGUUUCUGGAAGACGGUGAUCCAGAGAAGCUGGGAGUGAGAAGAGAUGGGAUAUACUCGAUGAUAAUGAAUCCCAAAGGGAGAGUUGUUUCUGAUAUCUUCAUAUACCCUACACCGUUCAUUGGGCCCACCAUGGACGGUCCUAGUUAUCUGAUAGAGGCCAGUCGAGAGAAGGCCGCCAAAUUAUUCAUGAUGUUCCAAAUGCACAAAUUAUCUUCCAAGGUCAAAAUUGUGAAAACUCCUGAUAUUAAGAGUUGGUAUUACUUCAAUGAUAGCGAGGUGUUUGCCGAUGUUUUGUUGAAUUUGCAAGAUAGCUACUUCAACAACGUUACGUCAGUUAGUCUGGAAACAGCUCAGGAGUUUGCGAAAAAGUUUGCCGAGGCCGAGAGUAUUUUCUCCAAGGACUUUUCAUUGGCUGGUUUUAGUUUUGAUGACAGGUCUCCGCAGUUUGGAGUCAAGUUUUUAACUUCUGCUUCUGAUGAAGAGGUGGUCAAAGGACUGCAACCUCUGUCUGAUCUGGUUGGUGAUCUCCAAAUCUUACCAGAAGAGACAUAUACUUCCAGGAGGAUCGCAGAGGGAAUAUCCGAGACGAGUGACAUGAAAGCGGACACUUUUCCGUUCGAGAACAAUCUUGAUUUCAUGAAUGGAAUCAGCUACAAUAAAGGAUGUUAUGUGGGACAGGAAUUGACUAUCAGAACACACGUGAGUGGAGUGGUGAGAAAGCGUAUUAUGCCGAUUCAGCUCUUCUCAAUUGCUGGAGACUCGGAAUCUGUGAAUGACCAAAUUAUCCUGAAUCACGAUGACGAAGUGGUCUCGCUUUUGAACAGUUAUGGAGAUGAGUUGUAUGAGGCUAAAAUCGCCAGUGGUAACGAGGAAGAACCCCAGAUUGAAUUGGCAAGCUCGCCCUUUGGUUCCCCUUCCAGUCCCACCAAAUCAAAGAGAAGGGCACCCUUGGUGGGUUCAAUAGUGAGGAGGGAGGGCAACAUUGCCCUGGCCCUGAUAAACCUCAGGUACAUCGAGUUUGACAACUCUGUUGGCAAAAAUGAGUUUCUCUUGAAUGUUCCCGGCGAAGACGAGCCAAAAGUGGGUGUCAAGGUGUUUGUUCCUACAUGGUGGCCCGAGGAUGCUCUAGAAUGA